Molecule: messenger RNA, 2865 nt
Organism: Lachancea mirantina
Lineage: Eukaryota; Fungi; Ascomycota; Saccharomycetes; Saccharomycetales; Saccharomycetaceae
Source: the annotation of a GenBank genome assembly
AUGCAUGGAACAAAAUUAAAGCGUCCUAAAGGUGAGGGUGACAAACCCCACGAAAAACAAUCACCGAAUCCACACUCAUCGAAACGAAACCGAAUCUCUUUUGUUUGUCAAGUAUGUCGGCGAAGCAAGACCAAGUGUGAUCGCGGCAAACCUAGCUGUUUACGCUGCUUAAAACUAGGUUUAUCAUGCAUUUACGAUGUCGAGCAACAAACUCCUCCCAAGACACCAAGCAAAGACGCUAUGAUCAUGAGACUGCGACGUGAAGCGGAGUACUGGCAGAAAAGAGCCAUGGAUCUUGGUGCUUCCAUGUCACAUGUCCCGUCCGAAACGUCCUCAUUGCUUGCACCCCCUGAGUCGGCAACACAAGCCGACUUUUUCGAGCAUGGCACUGUCUCAGAGUCAUCCUUAAGCCAACAAAGCCGAGUGCCACGGCCGGAUCAGAUCAUGAUCAAUUUGUACAAGCCGUCUGCUCGUCUGCUCGUUACGGCCUACACGAGUCAAGAACUCAAACCCUCUUCAGAUGUUGCGCAGGUACGUUCAGACACGUUCUUGUGCCUCUUUUUCACUAGCUUUCUAGCAUGGUCUAACAAAAAUGCCCUCAUAAGCUCUGUUUCGCAACGUGGAAUUCUGUCUGUUUCGAAGGGGAUCAAAUUGCGGGACCAUACGUCCAUUCUGCGAGAACAGCUGUACAGAUAUUGUGCCAAUGACAUCCAGCGAUCACGCGUGGAUCUUUUUACGACUCUCUUGGAACAAGGGACGGGCCAUUCGACUGAGGCAAAUUCUGGCAUUUUCGUAAAGCUCCUCAACAGCUCCGUACGCCAUUUCUUCAUUGAAGGGUCACGAGCAGAGAAUGAGCCGUACACUCAGGUCUUGACCGAGCUCAUCACGCAGAUCGAGGCCACUUUACCACCCUAUUGCAUUGUCAAGCAAUAUUUGUUCCAUUUUUAUCAAUACGUCUAUCCUUUCAUGCCUUGUCUUGAGAUUUCAUUUUUCGAUUCUCUGCUCAUUGAGAUCCUCAUAGAAGAUCCAAGCAAUCCCGAAAAGAUUAAGCUCAAUCUAGGGCGCGACAGACUCAGAGCAAAAGUGACUUGUCUGGCGACAUUGUUUUUAGUUCUUGGAAUCACUUACAAAUGUGCCCUCGCUGAGCUAAGUGCUUUCGAACUUUUUGACUCUUCUAGCUCGAACGCAACUGAUUUGAUGACAAUGGUUAAAGAGCAUCCGGUGACGAACGACAUGAUAAUAAUAUCUCAAAAAUGUCUUACGACACUGAAUAUCUUUAAUUGGCCCACGGAGGACGCACUGUGUUGUCUACUACAUCUUUGGACAUACUUCGCGAUUUCACCCGAGAGUGGAGACGUUUAUUACGGACAGUCAACGGAGUUCAUUAUGGGCCUUAUAACAAUAAUGGCAACAAAUAUGGGUCUCCAUCGCGAUCCCUCCGAGUACGUGCAGCUCACUGACAAAAAUUUUACAAACCCUCGCAUGCUCAAUUAUAGGAGAAACUUAUGGACCUUUCUUUCGACGCUCAACUUCUUUGAGGCCACCCUCAAAGGCAGAGGCCCGCAGGCGAUGACUUGCAAAAAUUCAUUUCUUAACGACUGCUUAAAAUUACCAGGUCUUUACAGUGAAAGAAUAUCUAGGGACUCUGUUGACCAGGAUCCAAUAGAAUUGAAAACAUCAGCGUGGAACUAUGGCAAGUUCGAACUUUUUGCGAUGAUUGCGGAGCUAAAUAAAAUUUCUUCUAAUCUCGAGGAUGGUUUAUCUUUAGACAAGGUGGAAGAUUUAAUGCAGAGAAUUGACAACCAUCUCAAUCUAAUUUUUAAUCUCGAAGCACUGGAAAAUGCAGGUCACGACCAAAAGUUAAAGAUCCCCUCAAAGCUAUUUUCUUCCGCGGAAAUAAAUGUUUCUCAGGUUCAAAAGGUGUAUGGUCUUCAUGGACAUUUACUAGGGCAUUUGGUACUUUUUAGGAUCUCGUUUGCGCUGUUUCUUCAUUUCGAAAAAGAGUACAGCAAUAACUCUGCGAAUUAUCGUGUCUAUUAUGAAAGAUUCCUCAUGAACAGCUUCUCACGUUUAAUCUAUUUGCUCGAACUUUAUGACAAGUUAUAUGGUGGGAAGAUUGCCAAAUGCUUUCCCUCCUUCACUGCGUUCAUGACAGAUAAAGCCAUGCAAAUGUGUUUGAAUACCAUGUUGUUUUCAUUAAUUUCAAUGAUCCUUCGCUUCACGCGCGCCGAGGCUUCACUUGGCGAACGGCAUUCUCCAUCAGCUCUACAAGAAGAUAGCUGGCGCAAGCGGGAAAAAUUUAAGUUCAUACGACAGAAUUUGGAAAGAGUUCUCGAACGAUUGACGCAACUGACUUCGCGAUAUCUGCGAAUCACUUUUUUCCCUGUCUUUAAGAUGUCUUUACUCAUGGAUUACAUUGUGAAGAUCAUAAAGGGGAACGAUACGCUUGGAAUUAUCGACAAAGUCGCAAAGACAGUCUCAAAUGAUAGAGUACAUCGCGAUCUGUUCUUGAAAUUUGGUCUGGAUAUCAAAUGCAUGGAAAAUGUACGGCAAGAGUUGGAUCAUUCAAAUUUUUUAAAUGACCUUCACUUAGACCUCCUAAACUCACUCCAAAAUUUAUUGCACAAAGCUGGCUUCUCGACGACAGAAACUAAACAGCAGGUCGAUCCAUUUUAUCCUGACAGGGAAGAAGAACUGACGAAAAACGAAAAAACGACUUUUAUCCCAAUGCAAAAUCAAGUUCCGGACUCAUAUGCUAACGACAAGUACGCGGGCGUUGGAAAUGACAGCAUAUUUGAUUCGAAUUUGGUGCACGGGUAUAUUGACUAUCUAGAUUUUGAUUUUCUUUUUAAAGAUGGGAUGUGA